AUGGAAAAUACUCAAUUAAAUACUACUUUUGAUGUGAUAGUUAUUGGAGCUGGUAUAAUGGGCAGUUGUUCUGCUUAUCAAGCAGCUAAAAAUGGAAAAAAAGUGUUGUUGGUUGAACAAUUUUCUUUAUAUAAUAAUUAUGGUAGCUCUCAUGGUGCAUCAAGAAUUAUAAGACUUUGCCAUACAGAUAAUAUAUAUAUUAAUAUGGCAAAAAAAAGUUAUGAAUUAUGGGAUGAAAUGAUGACGUUAGAUGGAAGCCAUGAAAAAUUAUAUACAUCAUGUGGGUUACUAUGGUUAGGAGAUAAAAAUGAUACUUAUAAAAGAGGAAAAUUACUUGAAUCUAUAAAUGCUGAAUAUGAGAUAUUAUCAGGAAUUGAUAUUAAAAAAAGAUAUAAACAUUUACAUUAUGAUAAUGAUGAAUGGUAUGGCAUUUUAGAUAAGAAAGGUGGUGUAAUAUAUGCUGAGAAAUGUCUUAAAGCAGCAAUAAGAUUAAUUAAAAAAUUUAAUGGACAAAUUAAAGAGAAUUGUAAAAUAGUAGAAAUAAUUCCAGGAAAUAUAAUAAGGUUAAUAACUAAAGAUAGAGAAAUUUUAGAGUGUAAAAAUUUAAUUGUAACUGUUGGUGGUUGGUUAAAUAACCUUUUACCAGAAAUAAAAAUUAAAGUUUCACCAACACUUGUCUCUGUCAAUUUUUGGAAAAUUAAAAAAGAAUAUGAACAUUUAUUUGAAAAAUAUUUUCUUCCUGAAAAUAAUUCACCAACAACAAUAAUUUCUAGAGAAAAUGAACAUCUUUUUAUGAUUCCUGGGUCUGACUUUAAAAAUAUGGUAAAAAUUGGAGUUCAUUGUGGUGAAAAAUUUGAUAUAAAUUCACCUUACUCAGAUAGACAGAUACCUAGUUGGAUGGCAGAUGAAGCUAGUAAACAUAUAACUAAACAUAUUCCAUUUAUAGACUCAACAAAACCAGAAAAAAUUGUAUCCUGUGUUUAUCAAAUGACUGAUGACGUUAAUUUCAUUCUUGAUAAACAUCCUAUCCAUAAAAAUAUAGUAAUUGGAUCUGGUUUUUCGGGAACAGGAUUUAAAUUUGGUUCUGUUGUAGGAGAAAUUUUAAAUCAACUUAUUGAUGGAAAAGAAAUUAAAUGUUGUGAUAUGGAAAAUUUUAGUAUUAAAAGAGUAAUCUCUCCCGGGACAAAGUGUAUAUUAUAA
This is a messenger RNA of Strongyloides ratti, 1200 nucleotides long. RefSeq names its product Peroxisomal sarcosine oxidase. Gene Ontology annotation, molecular function: flavin adenine dinucleotide binding; sarcosine oxidase activity; L-pipecolate oxidase activity. The record is from RefSeq and is a predicted model, not a curated record. Gene Ontology annotation, cellular component: peroxisome. The transcript has 3 exons. Lineage: Eukaryota; Metazoa; Nematoda; Chromadorea; Rhabditida; Strongyloididae. The coding region runs from base 1 to 1200 and encodes 399 amino acids.